GCCUCUGGAAAGCCCGCAGCGCGAGCCAGAGGCCUCCCGAGCUUCGUUCCGGAAGCCCCGCCCACUCCCAGCGUUCAGUGCGGCGCUUUGGCCGCCAUUGUUUGAAUUUGAAAAGGAAAACAUUCCAGUGCUGCUCGCAGGCCGGGUGGCCUGGCGUAGGCAACGUUUGUAGAAUGGAAUCUAAUUUGAAUCAAGAGGGAGUACCGAGACCAUCUUAUGUUUUUAGUGCUGACCCAAUUGCAAGGCCUUCAGGAAUAAAUUUUGAUGGCAUUAAGCUUGAUCUCUCUCAUGAAUUUUCCUUAGUUGCUCCAAACACUGAAGCAAACAGUUUAGAAUCUAAAGAUUAUCUCCAGGUUUGUCUUCGAAUAAAACCAUUCACACAGUCAGAAAAAGAACAUGAAUCAGAGGGCUGUGUGCAUAUUCUGGAUUCACAGACCAUUCUGCUGAAAGACCCUCAAAACAUCCUUAGUCGGUUAAGUGAGAAAAGCUCUGGGCAGAUGGCACAGAAAUUCAGUUUUUCCAAGGUUUUUGGCCCAGGAACUACACAGAAAGAAUUCUUUCAGGGUUGUAUUAUACAGCCAAUAAAAGACCUCUUGAAAGGACAAAGUCGCCUGAUUUUUACUUAUGGGCUAACCAAUUCAGGAAAAACAUAUACAUUUCAAGGCACAGAAGAAAAUAUUGGCAUUCUGCCUCGAACUUUGAAUGUAUUAUUUGAUAGUCUUCAGGACAGACUGUAUACAAAGACGAACCUUAAACCACAUAGAUCCAGAGAAUACUUACGGUUAUCACUAGACCAAGAGAAAGAAGAAAUUGCUAGCAAAAGUGCAUUGCUUCGGCAAAUUAAAGAGGUUGUUAUGCAUAAUGACAGCUAUGAUACUGUUAACGGAAGUUUAACAAAUUCUUUGAAUAUUCCAGAGUUUGAAGAAUCCAUGAAAGAUUGUGAACAAGCUAGCUUGAAUAUGGAUAAUAAUAUAAAAUUUUCUGUGUGGGUUUCGUUCUUUGAGAUUUACAAUGAAUGUAUUUAUGACUUGUUUGUUCCUGUAUCAUCUAAAUUCCAAAAGAGGAAGAUGCUGCGCCUUUCCCAAGAUGUAAAGGGCUAUUCUUUUAUAAAAGAUCUACAAUGGAUUCAAGUAUUUGAUUCCAAAGAAGCAUAUAGACUUUUAAAACUAGGAAUAAAGAACCAGAGUAUUGCCUUCACAAAACUGAAUAAUGCUUCCAGUAGAAGUCACAGCAUAUUCACCAUUAGAAUAUUACAGAUCGAAGAUUCUGAAAUGUCUCGUGUACUUAGAGUCAGUGAAUUGUCUUUAUGCGAUCUUGCUGGUUCAGAACGAAGCAUGAAGACACAGAAUGAAGGUGAAAGGUUAAGAGAGACUGGGAACAUAAAUACUUCUUUAUUGACUCUGGGAAAGUGUAUCAAUGUUUUGAAGAACAGUGAAAAGUCAAAGUUUCAACAGCAUGUGCCUUUCCGGGAAAGUAAACUGACCCACUAUUUUCAAAGUUUUUUUAAUGGUAAAGGGAAAAUAUGUAUGAUUGUCAACAUCAGUCAAUGUUGUUUUGCCUAUGAUGAAACGCUCAAUGUAUUGAAGUUCUCAGCCAUUGCACAAAAAGUUUGUGUUCCAGACAAUUUAAAUUCAUCUCAAGAGAAAUCAUUUGGACCUGUCAAAUCUUCUCAAAAUGUAUCACUAGACAGGAAUUUGGAUAAUAAAAUAUUAAAUGUAAAAAGAGCCACCAUUUCAUGGGAAAAUAGUUUAGAAGAUUUGGUGGAAGAUGAAGAUUUGAUUGAGGAAUCAGAAAAUACUGAAGAAAACCAAAAUGUGAAAACUGAACUUACUGAUGAAGAUCUAGAUAAAACAUUAGAGGAAGAUAAUGCUUUCAAUAGCCACAAGGAGAACAGAAAACUGUUGGAUUUAAUAGAAGACUUGAAAAAAAAACUGAUAAAUGAAAAAAAAGAAAAGUUAACACUGGAAUUUAAAAUUCGAGAAGAAGUUACACAGGAGUUUACUCAAUAUUGGGCUCAACGGGAAGCUGACUUUAAGGAAACUCUCCUUCAGGAACGAGAGAUAUUAGAAGAAAAUGCUGAAUGUCGUUUGGCUAUCUUCAGAGAUUUGGUUGGUAAAUGUGACACUCAGGAAGAACCAACGAAUGGAGGUUGUGCCAUGAAAGUUGAAACUGAAGAAGCACAUGAUUAUGUAGGAUUUGAAGAUAUUAUUGAUUCUCUUCAAGAUAAUGUCGCUGAUAUUAAGAAACAGGCUGAAAUUGCUCACUCAUAUAUUGCAUCUCUUGCUGACCCCCAGGAAGCUCUUGCAUGUUUAGAACUAAAGUUUAAUCAAGUUAAGGCUGAAUUAGCUAAAACUGAAGAAGAAUUACUCAAAACCAAAGAAGAGCUAAAAAAGAGAGAAAACGAAUCAGAUUCAUUGGUACAAGAGCUUGAGACAUCUAAUAAGAAAAUAAUUAUGCAGAAUCAAAGAAUUCAAGAAUUGAUAGAUAUAAUUGAUCAAAAAGAAGACACUAUCAACAAAUUUCAGAACCUAAAGUUUCAUACAGAAAACACAUUAAAAGACAAUGAUAAGGCUGGUACAUCUUUAAUAGUAAACAAUAAAUUGACUUGUAAUGAAGCAGUUGAAGUGCCUAAGGUCAGCAGAACUAACACCUAUUCAGAAAGAAAAAGAUUAAAUGAAAAUGAACUUCAACAAGAUGAACCACCAGCAAAGAAAGGAUCAAUGCAUGUUAGUUCAACUAUCACUGAAGACCAAAAGAGAAAAGAAGAAAUGCAACAGAGCAUUUCAGAAAACAGGGAAGACAUUAGAGUUUUACAAGAAAAUAAUGAAGGGCUGAAAACACUUUUACUCAUUGUUGAGAAUGAACUUAAAAAUGAAAGGGAAGAAAAAGCAGAAUUAAAUAAACAGAUUGCUGGGUUGCAGCAGGAACUUUCUCUUUCUGAAAAAAAGACUUUAACUUUAAGUAUAGAGGUCCAACAAAUUCAGUCAAAUUAUGACAGUGCAAUUGCUGAAUUACGUGUGCAGAAAGGUAUAAAUCAAGAACAGGAGGAAAAGAUCAUGAAAUUGUCAAAAGAGAUAGAAAUUGCUACAAGAAGUAUUACAAAUAAUGUUUCACAAAUAAAAUUAAUGCAAACAAAAAUAGAUGAACUACGUACACUUGAUUCGAUUUCUCAGAUCUCAAACAUAGAUUUACUCAAUUUCAGAGAUCUAUCAAAUGGUUUACAGGAAGAUAAUUUGCUAAAUACACAGUUGCAUCUUUUAGGUAAUGAUUACUUGGUGAGUAAGCAAGUUAAAGAAUGUCCUAUUCAAGAACUCAGCAGGGAAAGUGCUUUCCACUCUAGUAUUGAAGCUAUUUGGGAAGAAUGUAAGGAGAUUGUGAAGGCCUCCUCCAAAAAAAGUCAUCAGAUCCAGGAACUGCAACAACAAAUUGAAAAAUUACAGGCAGAAGUAGAAGGCUAUAAGGAUGAAAACAAUAGACUAAAAAUAGAGGAGAGGGAGCAUAAAAAUCAGAGUAACCUACUAAAAGAAAAAGAAAAUCUUAUACAGCAGCUGAAAGAAGAACUGCAAGAAAAAACCUUUAAUCUUGGUGUUCAAGCACAACAUGUAGUUGAAGGAAAGAGAGCACUUUCAGAACUUACAGAAGUUGUUACUUGCUCUAAGGCAAAAAUAAAGGAACUUGAAACAAUCUUAGAGACUCAAAAAGAUGAGUGUAGGCAUUCAGCCAAGUUAGAACAAGACAUUUUGGAAAAGGAAUCUGUCAUCUUAAAGCUAGAACGAAAUCUGAAGGAAUUUCAAGCAAAUCUUCAGGAUUCUAUCAAAAACAUCAAAGAUUUAAGUGAAAAGGAAAUCAAGUUGAAAGAAGAAAUCACGCAAUUAACAAAUAAUUUGCAAGAUGUGAAGUAUUCUCUUCAAUUAAAGGAAGAAGAAAAAGAAACCAUCAGACAAGAAAAAGAAAAAUUGAAAGAGGAGCUUUCUGCAAGCUCUGCUCUUACCCACAAUCUAAAAGUGGAUCUUCAUAGGAAGGAAGAAGAUUAUGCUGAGCUGAAAGAAAAACUGAGUGAUGCCAAAAAGCAGAUUGAACAAGUACAGAAAGAGAUAUCUGUAAUGCGUGAUGAGGAGAAAUUGUUGAGGAUUAAAAUUAAUGAACUGGAGAGAAAGAAAAACCAGUCUUCUCAGGAAAUAGAUAUGAAACAGCGAACUAUUCAGCAACUCAAGGAGCAGUUAAGUAAUCAGAAAGUGGAGGAAGAAGCUAUACAUCAGUAUGAGAAAGUGUGCAAAGAUCUAAGUGUUAAAGAGAAAAUAAUUGAAGGCAUGCGAAUGACACUGGAAGAACAAGAACAAACUCAGGUAGAACAAGAUCAAAUGCUUGAAGCUAAAUUAGAGGAAAUUGAAAGACUGUUCACAGAAUUGGAAAAAUGGAAGGAAAAAUGUAAAGAUCUGGAAACUAAAAGUGAUCAAAAGUCAAAUAAAGAACUUGAGGACAACACUGACAUACUUAGUAAAAAGCUCAGUAAUCUUCAAGAGGAGUUGCAGGAGUCUGAACAGAAAUAUAAAGCUGAUAAAAAGAAAUGGUUAGAAGAAAAAAUGAUGCUUAUCACUCAAGCAAAAGAAGCAGAAAAUCUGCGAAACAAAGAGAUGAAAAAAUAUGCUGAAGACAGGGAGCGUUGUUUAAAGCAACAGAAUGAAGUGGAAAUACUAAAAGAACAGCUGACAAAGAAAGAUAGUGACCUUAAAAAGUGGCGAGAAGAACGGGAUCAGCUGGUUGCAGCUUUAGAAAUACAAAUGAAAGCACUGAUCUCCAAUAACACACAGAAAGAUAAUGAAAUUGAACAGUUAAAAAAGAUCACAUCAGAGGCUUCUAAAACAGAAAAUCAAACAAUGGCUAUCAAGCCCAGACAUAUUAGUUCAACAGAUCUUGGCAGAAUUGAAUCUGAACCUCACUCAACAAGUUUUGAAAUUUCUAGGAAUGAAAUAGAGGGUGGAUCUGUAGUUCUUGACUCUUGUGAAGUGUCAACAGAAAAUGAUCAAAGUACUCGAUUUCCAAAGCCUGAGUUAGAGAUUCAAUUUACACCUUUACGGCCAAACAAAAUGGCAGUGAAACACCCUGGUUGUACCACACCAGUGACAGUUAAGAUUUCCAAGGCUCGGAAAAGGAAGAGUAAUGAAAUGGAAGAGAUUAAUAUAUUUUUAAGCUGGUGGAAGAGCAGAAAUAGUAUUAACCAUACUCCUGAGGCUCUCUGUCAGGACUUGCUGAAAUGUGAAAAUAAGAAGAAUGCUACACCCAGAACUAAUUUGAAGUUCCCUGUUUUGGAGCAUAGAAAUUCUUCUGUCAGAAAGGAACAAAAGGUUUCUACGCGUACAUCAUCUAAGAAAACAUAUUCUUUACGGAGUCAGGCAUCCACAGUUGAUGUAAACUUGGCCACUAAGAAGAAAGAAGGAACUCUGCAGAAAUUUGGAGACUUCAUACAACGUUCUCCAACAAUUCUUCAAUCAAAAGCAAAGAAAAUACUUGAAACCAUGAGCUCUUCAAAGCUCUCAAAUGUAGAAGCAAGUAAAGAAAAUGUGUCUCAAUCAAAACGAGCCAAACGGAAAUUAUACACAAAUGAAAUUUCAUCUCCUAUUGAUAUAUCAGGCCAAGUGAUUCUAAUGGACCCAAAACUGAAGGAGAGUGAUCACCAGAUUCUCAAACGACGACUUCGAACAAAAACAGCGAAAUAAAUCACUUACGGAAAAUGUUUUAAUAUAAAUUUUGUAGUCAGAAUCAUUGUAACUUGCAUCCUGACUUUGUAAAGAUAAUUGUAUAUAUUGUGACACUUUAAAUCCCUCUGCAUAUAGAUUAUUUUAUACAUAGUAUAAUUUUAAUUCAAUAAAUAAGUCAACAAUCAA
Messenger RNA from Microcebus murinus (gray mouse lemur), 5885 nucleotides. RefSeq names its product kinesin family member 20B (gene KIF20B). Gene Ontology annotation, molecular function: microtubule binding; plus-end-directed microtubule motor activity; ATP binding. Gene Ontology annotation, biological process: microtubule-based movement; spindle elongation; mitotic spindle assembly. NCBI's taxonomy places the organism in Eukaryota, Metazoa, Chordata, Mammalia, Primates, Cheirogaleidae. The record is from RefSeq and is a predicted model, not a curated record. Gene Ontology annotation, cellular component: spindle microtubule; nucleus; mitotic spindle.